AUGAUUUCCCUCGUUGCUUUUGACCUUGAUGGCACUCUCGCUCUGAGCAAGCAGCCCCUACUCGACUCGAUGGGAGAGGCACUCGCCGACCUACUUGCCGUGGCACACGUUGCCGUUAUCUCUGGCGGUGACUGGCCGCAGUUCCAAAAACAGCUCUGGCUGAUGCCGACAACCGGAACGAAGUUAUACCAGUGCAAGGAUGGGGCCUGGAAAGCAGUAUACGCAGAGCUCUUUGACGAUAAAACCAAGCAGUUGAUCCUAACUGCCUUCGAUGCCGCCCUAGAAGCAACUGGUUUUAAACCUGAGCAAACUUGGGGAAACCGUAUCGAAGACCGUGGCAGCCAAAUUACUUUCUCAGCACUUGGUCAAGAAGCACCUAUCCACGCCAAGGAGGUUUGGGAUCCGGACUUUGCUAAGCGUAAAGUCAUUCAGGCGGAUUUGCGGAAGCGCCUACCCGACGUAUCUAUCAAUAUGGGUGGCGCAACUUCUAUUGAUAUCACGCAAAAGGGUGUCGAUAAGGCACAUGGGCUCAAAAGGCUCUGUGACGCGAGUGAUAUCCCUCUAGAGCAAAUGAUGUUUAUCGGAGAUGCUAUAUUUCCGGGGGGGAACGAUUAUCCAGCGAAGCAGCUUGGUUUAAAGACGGUUUGUGUCAAAGAUCCGAAUGGGACGCUUGCUGCGAUUACUGCGAUCAUUGCAUGCCUGUCCUGA
Molecule: messenger RNA, 708 nt
Organism: Microsporum canis CBS 113480
Lineage: Eukaryota; Fungi; Ascomycota; Eurotiomycetes; Onygenales; Arthrodermataceae
Product: HAD-superfamily hydrolase subfamily IIB
Exons: 2
Coding region: 1-708 (235 amino acids)
Cellular component (GO): cytosol
Molecular function (GO): magnesium ion binding; phosphatase activity
Source: RefSeq, a predicted model, not a curated record